Closterium sp. NIES-67 is the source of this 2419-nucleotide messenger RNA. Lineage: Eukaryota; Viridiplantae; Streptophyta; Zygnematophyceae; Desmidiales; Closteriaceae. The record is from the annotation of a GenBank genome assembly.
GUCUCUUCAUUAUCCCCAUGGCCUCAUUGUCUCUUCAUUAUCCCCAUGGCCUCAUUGUCUCUUCAUUAUCCCCAUGGCCUCAUUGUCUCUUUAUUUUCCCCAUGGCCUCAUUGUCUCUUCAUUAUCCCCAUGGCCUCAUUGUCUCUUCAUUAUCCCCAGUACCUCAUUGUCUCUUCAUUAUCCCCACGGCCUCAUUGUCUCUUCAUUAUCCCCAUGGCCUCAUUGUCUCUUCAUUAUCCCCAUGGCCUCAUUGUCUCUUCAUCAUCCCGAUGGACUCAUUGUCUCUUCAUCAUCCCCAUGGCCUCAUUGUCUCUUCAUUAUCUCCAUGUCCUCAUUGUCUCUUCAUUAUCCCAUGGCCUCAUUGUCUCUUCAUUAUCCCCAUGGCCUCAUUGUCUCUUCAUUAUCCCCACGGCCUCAUUGUCUCUUCAUUAUCCCCAUGGCCUCAUUGUCUCUUCAUUAUCCCCAUGGCCUCAUUGUCUCUUCAUCAUCCCGAUGGCCUCAUUGUCUCUUCAUCAUCCCCAUGGCCUCAUUGUCUCUUCAUUAUCUCCAUGUCCUCAUUGUCUCUUCAUUAUCCCCAUGGCCUCAUUGUCUCUUCAUUAUCCCCAUGGCCUCAUUGUCUCUUCAUUAUCCCCACGGCCUCAUUGUCUCUUCAUUAUCCCCAUGGCCUCAUUGUCUCUUCAUUAUCCCCAUGGCCUCAUUGUCUCUUCAUCAUCCCGAUGGCCUCAUUGUCUCUUCAUCAUCCCCAUGGCCUCAUUGUCUCUUCAUUAUCUCCAUGUCCUCAUUGUCUCUUCAUUAUCCCCAUGGCCUCAUUGUCUCUUCAUUAUCCCCAUGGCCUCAUUGUCUCUUAAUUAUCCCCAUGGCCUCAUUGUCUCUUCAUUAUCCCCAUGGCCUCAUUGUCUCUUCAUUAUCCCCAUGGCCUCAUUGUCUCUUCAUUAUCCCCACGGCCUCAUUGUCUCUUCAUUAUCCCCAUGGCCUCAUUGUCUCUUCAUUAUCCCCAUGGCCUCAUUGUCUCUUCAUCAUCCCGAUGGCCUCAUUGUCUCUUCAUCAUCCCCAUGGCCUCAUUGUCUCUUCAUUAUCUCCAUGUCCUCAUUGUCUCUUCAUUAUCCCCAUGGCCUCAUUGUCUCUUCAUUAUCCCCAUGGCCUCAUUGUCUCUUAAUUAUCCCCACGGCCUCAUUGUCUCUUCAUUAUCCCCAUGGCCUCAUUGUCUCUUCAUUAUCCCCAUGGCCUCAUUGUCUCUUCAUCAUCCCCAUGGCCUCAUUGUCUCUUCAUCAUCGCCAUGGCCUCAUUGUCUCUUCAUUAUCCCCAUGGCCUCAUUGUCUCUUCAUUAUCCCCAUUGCCUCAUUGUCUCUUCAUUAUCCCCAUGGCCUCAUUGUCUCUUCAUUAUCCCCAUGGCCUCAUUGUCUCUUCAUUAUCCCCACGGCCUCAUUGUCUCUUCAUUAUCCCCAUGGCCUCAUUGUCUCUUCAUUAUCCCCAUGGCCUCAUUGUCUCUUCAUCAUCCCGAUGGCCUCAUUGUUCUUCGUCAUCCCCAUGGCCUCAUUGUCUCUUCAUCAUCCCCAUGGCCUCAUUGUCUCUUCAUGAUCCCGCGUGUCUGCCCGUUUUCAGUGCUUUCUUGUGUCUGUCCUCAAAGUCCCUCCUCCCACCAUGCAUCCCAUCAGAAUCACAUCAACAGUUGCUCCUUUACUAUUUUCGGUUGCUUCCAUAUCCUCCACCCGCAUGGCCCCUGUGUCCCUGUCCCAGUCCAGAACUUUCGCCUCUUUCAAUCAAAACUUCACCUUUUCCUCACUUCCCCCCUCUUCCUCCUCCCCCCUCUCAUCCGCCUCCCCCAAUCAGGUUGUGAGCUACGACUUCAAGAAGUUCCGUUUCUCCCAGAUGCAUCGCGGGGCCCUGCGCUUCCCCUCGCACCGCUUUUCCUUCCUCGGGUCCCCCAUAGCCGAGGCAGCUCGUGAGUCCGCGGCCCGGGGGGAGGCGCGCACGCUAGCAGCAUUCGAGAAGGAGCCGUACGGGUGCGGGGGCGCGCUGGGGGAGAAGCGGCGGUUGCGGGACCCGUUUGUGCGCGUGGUGCCGUAUCCUGCUGGGUGCGGGGAGAUAGCGGCCCUGUUUACUACAUGCUCCUCGCAGCUGUUUGCGGGGAGGCUGCCGUGGGGCGUGGUGGGGCAGGGCAAGUACAGGAGAGGGUUCUCGGGGUGAUGGCGGGGAGAGACGAGGGUAGGAGGGAGGUGGGGAGGGAGAUUGAGAGCGGUGGGUAGAAGGGGUUGGUUGGAAGGAGGGUGGAGGGGAGAGUAUCGGAUGAUGCCGUCUGUUUGUACACAAUAGUGGCUGUAGUUGGCUGUUGCACCAAGGGUGAUGAGAGACUGAAUCAUACCGUAACAUUUUAUGGUCUCGUUUGAAAUCAUUCUUGUCUGCGUGCCCACACUUUAUU